Messenger RNA from Coniosporium apollinis CBS 100218, 822 nucleotides. RefSeq lists its product as uncharacterized. The transcript is spliced from 3 exons. The coding region runs from base 1 to 822 and encodes 273 amino acids. The record is from RefSeq and is a predicted model, not a curated record. Lineage: Eukaryota; Fungi; Ascomycota; Dothideomycetes. Gene Ontology annotation, molecular function: protein binding.
AUGGGGCGUCUGCAGCAAGAGGAGCUAGUCAAGUCUCUAAGGAAACUGUACGACUCUACCGAUUACUCCGACCUCACUAUCGUCACAGGCAUCGACAGGCACAAGGUGCACAAAGCGGUCCUAUGUCCACGCUCGGAGUGGUUUGCGGCGGCAUGUAGAUUCGGCAAGGAGGCGUUGAGCGGCGAAAUUACUCUUGAGCAUGAUAAUCCAUACAUUGUCCGAUGUAUGAUACAGUAUUUCUAUAAGCUCGACUACCCGCCAUUCGUGGAACCCGAGCCAGAACCCGAGGCUUCGAGCGUUCUCGGUUGGGGAAACCGUGCCGUCUCCAGGGGGCUUGGAGCCCCUUCGCCCGAGUCUCCACCUGUCGCCGCUCCGGAAGGAUUCGUGGAACCUGCACCCGCUCCACAAGACAUUGAACUUGCCGUCGAUGAUUUCUGGGCUAUUCCGACUAGAAAGAAAGGAAAGAAGGGCAAAAAGGCCGACAUUUCAUCCCGCUUGCAGCUGAAAGCUGACCCUGACGCAAGCCUCUCGACGCAUGCCCAGGUCUACGCCAUAGCCGACAAGUACAACAUCAGUGGGUUGAGAGCGCUCGCUGUCGAGAAGUAUGAAAACGCUGCCUCAAAGUACUGGGAUACGGAAGGCUUUCCGCCAUCUAUCCACAUUAUUUACUCGUCUACCCCAGACGAGGACAGAGAUCUCCGGGACAUCGUAGUCCAAACCAUUUCUGACCACAUGGGCCUGCUAGAGACGCCGGAGAUGGAAGCCACCAUGCGGGAACUCAAUGGCUUGGCGUUUGACGUUCUCAAGAGUAAGUGGCAUUAA